AGAGAAAAGUUUACCAGCUUUAGCCAAUUGGAAGCUGUGGAGCUGGGCCAAGUUAGCAUGUUUUUCUCCGCCUCUAGAUGAAGUCAUGAUUGAAAUAUGACAUUGAAAGGGAAGGGGAACAGGAAAGAAAAGCUAAACCUGCAACAAAGUGUCCUGUGCCCAGAACGCGGUUAGGAAGUGUGUGCAUACUUCGGAACCCUAAAUGGUUCUCAGUUCUGUAAACUUCUCCUCCCACUGGGUGGAGUAGGGCCUUUAAGAGCAGCUGGAAUGCAGUUCCUCUGAUCAGCGUAGCCAGUUGUUGCCUGUCUGAACCUCUGCCAGUCCUAGAGACUGGUGCCCUGAGCUCCAACCAGCGGGCCUCAUCCUACACCCUCACCACCGCAACUUCUCACCCGAGCAAGAAGCAGCUCCCAGAGAGAAAGAACGUUCCCACCUGCCUAGCCAUGGGAGAGGACGCUGCACAGGCCGAAAAGUUCCAGCACCCUGGGUCUGACAUGCGGCAGGAAAAGCCCUCGAGUCCCAGCCCGAUGCCUUCCUCCACACCAAGCCCCAGCCUGAACCUAGGGAACACAGAGGAGGCCAAACGGGACAACUCACAGGUGAACGCAGUCACGGUGCUCACGCUCCUGGACAAGCUGGUGAACAUGCUAGACGCUGUGCAGGAGAACCAGCACAAGAUGGAGCAGCGACAGAUCAGUUUGGAGGGCUCCGUGAAGGGCAUCCAGAAUGACCUCACCAAGCUCUCCAAGUACCAGGCCUCCACCAGCAACACGGUGAGCAAGCUGCUGGAGAAGUCCCGCAAGGUCAGCGCCCACACGCGCGCGGUCAAAGAGCGCAUGGAUAGGCAGUGCGCACAGGUGAAGCGGCUGGAGAACAACCACGCCCAGCUCCUCCGACGCAACCAUUUCAAAGUGCUCAUCUUCCAGGAGGAAAAUGAGAUCCCUGCCAGUGUGUUUGUGAAAGAGCCCGUUUCCGGCGCCGUGGAAGGGAAGGAGGAGCUUCCGGAUGAAAACAAAUCCCUGGAGGAAACCCUGCACACCGUGGACCUCUCGUCAGAUGAUGAUUUGCCCCACGAUGAGGAGGCCCUGGAAGACAGUGCCGAGGAAAAGGUGGAAGAAAGUAGGGCAGAGAAAAUAAAAAGAUCCAGCCUCAAGAAAGUGGAUAGCCUCAAGAAAGCAUUUUCUCGCCAGAACAUCGAGAAAAAGAUGAACAAGCUGGGGACAAAGAUCGUAUCUGUAGAGAGGAGAGAGAAGAUUAAGAAAUCUCUCACGUCAAAUCACCAGAAAAUAUCCUCAGGAAAAAGCUCCCCCUUCAAGGUUUCUCCCCUCACUUUCGGGCGGAAGAAAGUCCGAGAGGGAGAAAGCCAUGCAGAAAAUGAGACCAAGUCAGAAGACCUGCCUAGCAGUGAGCAGAUGCCAAAUGACCAGGAAGAGGAGUCCUUUGCAGAGGGUCAUUCCGAAGCGUCCCUCACCAGCGCCCUGGUGGAAGGGGAAAUUGCAGAGGAGGCUGCUGAGAAGGCGACCUCCAGGGGGAGUAACUCGGGGAUGGACAGCAACAUCGACUUGACUAUUGUGGAAGAUGAAGAGGAGGAGUCAGUGGCCCUGGAACAGGCACAGAAGGUACGCUAUGAGGGUAGCUACGCGCUAACAUCCGAGGAGGCGGAGCGCUCCGAUGAGGACCCCGUGCAGCCUGCCGUGCUCCACGUGCACCAGACCUCCUGAGCUUAGAGCCACUGUGCCAUCCUGUGCUGUGCUCAAGUGGGCAGCCAGGGCUGAAGAACAAACUCUUGCACAUCUCCAGCACGACUCACCCACUCCUGCGUUCCUGUCCAGGCAGUAAUCAUUGACCAUAUAGUCAUAGUAAGACACACGAGACCAGGCUUUACCAUGAAAGCGACCUGUCACGGACUCCACUUUUAAUUUGCUCUUAGGUUCUAUCUCUGUAGAAUGUCUCCAAGAUUGAAGAAGAAACUGAGCAGUUGAAAAAUGCUAAUCUGUUUGACUUAGUCAGAAAAAAACAGAGGAUAAUUAAGAUACUAGUCAUGAAAAGUGAUUCAUUCUUUUUUGUCAUUCCAUAAGCUUGCUGAAUAGUGUACCGGUAAUAUAUUGUAUUUCCACCGUACUCUGUGAAUCUAAUUAUUAUUCUUUAAGUGUUGAUAUAUAAUAUACAUAAAUAUGUAAGCUAAACAUUUAUGUUUUAAGAAGAAAACAUCUACGAAAGGUAAAAAGAGAUGCUAAGUUGGUUGUUUACUUACUAGAAACCAUUGUUUUAUUGCAAACGAAGGAAAAAUGAAGAGAUUAUAAAAGUCAGCUAAUGAAGUAAGAUACGUAGUAAAGUCAGGACUAUUCAAAAAGUAAGAAAGAAAAUUUGGAAAAUAAGAGAAACAGGAAACAAAGAAUGCCGAAAAGAAUGAAAACAGAGAAAAAAUGUAUGUGCUUGAAAGUAAAAUAUUUACAAUAGUAGCUUAACUAUUUCACUCUUUAAAUAACAAUACUAAAGAAGUUCGUAUAUCCUGGAAUAACAUGUCAUCUUCAAAAUAUUUUUAUUUUCUAAUAUUUUUAAUAAUAAACCUUUUAUAGUGUUAAAACUGUAUUUUUCUUAAUAAAUAAAAGAUAUUACAAAUAUUUCUUUAAGAAAGUUCAAAAGGAUGUUGUCUUGUUAACAUUGGAACGAAUAUAAAUCUUCAAAAUACAAUUAAUAUAUACUGUUUUGUGGAAACUUAGCUCAUACUAUUCUUUAAUGCUCUUCAAAUUUAAACUAACCCUUACAUUCCAUGUGAUGUGAUGUAGGCUUAUAAGAUGCUAAAAUCUACAGGUUUUGGAAGUGAAAGAUUCUAUUUUUUCUUUUUUUGUACAUAAUGGGAAUUUCAUUCCAGAUUAUAUUUUAUUUAUAUAUUAAUUUCACAGAAUAUUAAUAUUUCUUAACUUCUUAAAGCAUGCUAGUGUUUUAUGUAUAUGUACAUGUAUAUUCAGACAGGGUAAUUUUAUCUGCUGCCUAACAUUGUACUAAAAUAUUGCUUUAUCUGUUUUUAAUUACAAAAUGCUAAUGAUUUCUUUUCUUAAAUUAUAGUUUAAAGACAAUUGGCCCAGGGAGCAAAUCCCCUGCCUUUAGUAUGAACCACUAUAAGUAACCUUACAAAUAGAGUUAAUCCAAGACAAUAUUAACAAACUGUGCUUUGUCUUUAAUAAAAGCGAUAGGAUUAACAAACAUAUUGAUGGCAUAACCUAUUCAGCUAUGUCCUUAUUUUUGCAAUAAUGUAACCUCAAAUAUUGGAUUGUUGAACCAACAAUGGCUGUGUUAAAGAAGAUUAAAUAAACCAAAUAAUAAAAAGCA
Messenger RNA from Gorilla gorilla gorilla (western lowland gorilla), 3333 nucleotides. RefSeq names its product caveolae associated protein 2 (gene CAVIN2). Gene Ontology annotation, cellular component: caveola; cytoplasm. The coding region runs from base 444 to 1721 and encodes 425 amino acids. The transcript has 2 exons. The record is from RefSeq and is a predicted model, not a curated record. Gene Ontology annotation, molecular function: protein kinase C binding. NCBI's taxonomy places the organism in Eukaryota, Metazoa, Chordata, Mammalia, Primates, Hominidae.